AUGGGGAAGACCUGGUGCCAGCGGGGUUUCUGUGUCACAAACAGAAAUAACCGCCACUUUGAGGACACCGGGGGCUCCCCGUGUGGUGCUGACAGACCCAAGACCAAGACCCAGCAGAGGCCAUGCUGUCGUCGGUGCAUGUCAUCUCAGGGGCACAUGUGCACCCAUUGCAGCUGCCCUCCAGAGGCCCUCUCACUCUUAAACUUCUGGAACCCACCCACCACAGCCCAGCUUGCUAUUGUGUCCACCAACGCUGCCGAAGGGGAGGAGGUGCUUCUACAUAUCCGCAAUAAGCCUCCCGAUGUUAUAGCCUUCGUGUGGUACAGGGGGGAAGGAGCAAACAAAAAUCGUGUAAUUGCAUUACUUGCAAUAAAAUUAAAUUUACAUUUAAGAGGUCCAGCACACAGUGGCCAAGAGAGAAUAAACAAUGAUGGAUCCUUGCUGUUAAAGGAGGUCACCAAGAGAGACACAGGAAUGUACACCAUAGUCGUCUACCUUGAAGAUUCAAAGAAAGAAAUAGGAUUUGGAAGGCUUAAUGUAUAUGAGCCUGUGAGAGUGCCUGCCCUCCUAGCCAACAACACCACAGUCACAGAGAAUAAGGAUGCCGUGGUCUUGACCUGUUACACAAAUGCAAUCUCCACCCAUUGGUUGUUCAAUGGCAUGAAUCUGCAGUUCACGGACAGAAUGAAGCUGUCCCAGGACCACAGAAGUCUCACCAUAGACCCCUUCAAGAGGGAAGAUGCUGGGUAUUACCAGUGUGAAGUCUCCAACCCUAUCAGUUUUGUUAAAAGUGCUCCCCUUGAGCUGGAUGUGAAAUCUGAGUGA
Pteronotus mesoamericanus is the source of this 825-nucleotide messenger RNA. RefSeq names its product carcinoembryonic antigen-related cell adhesion molecule 21-like. The record is from RefSeq and is a predicted model, not a curated record. NCBI's taxonomy places the organism in Eukaryota, Metazoa, Chordata, Mammalia, Chiroptera, Mormoopidae. The coding region runs from base 1 to 825 and encodes 274 amino acids. The transcript has 3 exons.